Messenger RNA from Rhodotorula graminis WP1, 1148 nucleotides. RefSeq lists its product as uncharacterized. NCBI's taxonomy places the organism in Eukaryota, Fungi, Basidiomycota, Microbotryomycetes, Sporidiobolales, Sporidiobolaceae. The coding region runs from base 1 to 1119 and encodes 372 amino acids. The record is from RefSeq and is a predicted model, not a curated record. The transcript is spliced from 3 exons.
AUGCCACCACCCAGCAAGCGCGCCCGCACGCGCUCUCCCUCGCCCACCCUCCCUCUCCACCUUCUCGCCUCGCUCCCCUCGGUCCACUCGCUCCCGCCGCCCUCGACCGACCCAGCACUCGCCCGCCUCCUGCCCAGCGUCGCACACGGCGUGCGCGCACACGAGGCGCGCCUGCUCGACCCGCACGAGUGGCGCGAGGUCCGCGAGGCCAACGUGCGGCGAGCUAAUGAGGACGACUCGGAGGCGCGGCGUAACGGUCGCGAGCGAGGGCACAGGGGCGGCUUGGUGCGGUGGGCGGGCAGCACAGACGGUCACGAGGUGUGGACAGAUCGCUACGACAUCCUCCACCUCCUUCCGUCCUUUCCUCCCCCUCCUGCGCCCGAUGCCGCCUCUUCCACCUCGCGCGGCUUCGACUCGCUCCCCUCGACGCACGAGGAGUCGUUCUACUUUACGCCGGCCGAGCGCACGGCGAUCGAGCGCAAGACGCGGCGGCGGCAGCUCGAAGACGAGCGCGAGGCGCGCGUCAGGGCGGCGGCGCAGCGAGACGAGGAGGAGCGGGUCGCCGAGGAGAAGAGGCUCGCCGAGGAGACGACGUCCCAGCUCGCCCUCAUGCACCGCCUGCACGCGACGCUCUCGUCGUCGCCCAACCCGGCCCUCCUCGAGAUGCGCGUGCUCGCCAAUCACGGCGCCGACGCGCGCUUUGCGUUCCUGCGCCCGGGCGCGCGAGGUGGGCGGUGGAGGGAGACGUGGGAGCGCAUCAGGAGCGGCGAGCUGAGGGCCGAGGGCGAGGACGAGCGGGAGAAGCCGGUCGUCAAGCAGGAGGAAAAGGGCGGCGGCAUGGCCGGGCUUGCGGCGUACGGCUCGAGCGACGAGGACGAGGGCGAGGGAGAUGACGAGGCGACCCGGGCGGACGAGCAGGACGUGCAGUCGGUGCCCGCUUCUCCCCCCGAGGAGGAGCCCGGUGCGGGCCCGAGCGUCGUCGAGGAGGAGGAGUCGACGGAGCAGGAGCGGCGCAGGAGGCAGGAGCAGAAGGCCGAGAAGGCGCGAGCGUGGGCGCAGAAGCGGCGAGAGGCGAGGGAGGCGCAGGAGAACGAGGUCCAGAAGAAGACGAACGUCUGAGUUGCAACGACGACUCUCCUCUCUCAGCU